CUCACAUUCUGACGUUUCAAUUUCAUAGAUAAUGUGGGAAGGCGUUGUAGAAGAAAGCUCAGUGACCGAAAUUGAAAUUAUGUUUAAUGACGGCUACUAAAGUAAUAAGUCGAGUUUAAAGCCGCUACAUGAACUUUUACUUCUUGUAGAAUCGUUGUAGUGUAGUGUUGCAAUCUUAUAACCGUAAGUUGAAUAAAAGGCAUAAAACUGGUGUUCGAUAAGUCUCUUGGCAAUAUGCCUGCCGUGAGGGGAGAUGGAAUGCGAGGGCUCGCAGUUUUCAUAUCUGACAUUAGAAAUUGCAAAAGUAAGGAAGCAGAAAUAAAGAGGAUCAACAAGGAACUGGCCAACAUACGUAGCAAGUUCAAAGGCGACAAAACUCUCGAUGGCUACCAGAAAAAGAAGUAUGUCUGUAAACUCCUAUUUAUUUUCUUAUUAGGUCACGAUAUCGAUUUUGGUCAUAUGGAAGCUGUAAACUUGUUAUCAUCCAACAAAUAUUCCGAGAAACAAAUAGGCUAUCUAUUCAUAUCAGUACUGGUCAACACUAACAGUGAUCUCAUAAAACUUAUAAUUCAGAGCAUUAAAAACGACCUACAGUCUCGAAACCCUAUUCACGUGAAUCUCGCCUUGCAGUGCAUUGCCAAUAUAGGCAGCAAGGAUAUGGCUGAGGCCUUUGGUACUGAGAUUCCUAAGUUGCUAGUAUCUGGGGAUACCAUGGAUGUGGUUAAACAGUCUGCAGCUCUCUGUCUUCUAAGAUUGUUUCGAAAGUCACCUGAAAUAAUUCCUGGUGGUGAGUGGACAUCUCGAAUUAUACACUUGCUAAAUGACCCACAUAUGGGUGUUGUAACUGCAGCUACAUCACUGAUAGAUGCACUUGUAAAGAAAAAUCCUGAAGAAUACAAGGGUUGUGUAACUCUGGCUGUAGCUAGGCUAAGCAGGAUUGUGACUGCCAGUUACACAGAUUUGCAAGAUUAUACAUACUACUUUGUUCCUGCACCAUGGCUAUCAGUGAAACUAUUGCGGUUAUUGCAAAAUUAUACUCCACCUUCAGAAGAGCCAGGAGUAAGAGGACGUCUGUCAGAGUGCUUGGAGACUAUCUUCAAUAAAGCCCAAGAGCCACCAAAAUCAAAGAAGGUUCAACACUCCAAUGCCAAAAAUGCUGUCCUAUUUGAAGCCAUAAGUCUAAUAAUACAUAAUGACAGUGAACCAAAUUUGUUAGUUCGAGCAUGCAACCAACUUGGGCAAUUUCUAAGCAAUCGCGAGACCAACCUAAGAUAUUUGGCACUAGAGUCAAUGUGCCAUCUUGCUACAUCUGAAUUUUCCCAUGAAGCAGUGAAAAAGCAUCAAGAAGUUGUUAUCCUGUCUAUGAAAAUGGAAAAAGAUGUGUCUGUUCGACAGCAAGCAGUUGAUUUAUUGUAUGCAAUGUGUGACAAAACCAAUGCAGAAGAAAUUGUACAAGAAAUGUUGGCAUACCUGGAAACGGCUGAUUACUCUAUAAGGGAGGAGAUGGUUUUGAAAGUUGCUAUAUUAUCAGAAAAGUAUGCUACUGAUUUUACUUGGUAUGUAGAUGUGAUUUUGAAUCUUAUUAGAAUUGCAGGAGAUUAUGUUUCUGAAGAGGUGUGGUAUAGAGUGAUCCAAAUUGUAAUAAACAGGGAGGAAGUUCAAGGAUAUGCUGCUAAAACUGUUUUUGAAGCUUUACAGGCACCAACAUGUCAUGAAAAUAUGGUUAAAGUGGGAGGUUAUAUACUAGGAGAAUUUGGGAACUUAAUUGCUGGUGACACCCGCUCUUCACCCCAAGUCCAAUUUGAACUUCUCCACUCCAAGUAUCACCUUUGUUCAGCAGCUACGAGAGCUCUAUUGCUAUCUACAUAUAUCAAACUUGUUAAUUUGUUCCCAGAAAUUAAAAAUAGAGUACAAGAAGUAUUUAGGGCAGACUCUAAUUUGCGUUCAGCAGAUGUAGAGUUGCAACAGAGAGCAUCAGAAUACUUGCAGUUGAGUAUAGUUGCAAGUUCAGAUGUUUUGGCCACAGUUUUGGAAGAAAUGCCUGCAUUCCCAGAAAGAGAAUCAUCCAUAUUAGCAGUAUUGAAAAAGAAAAAACCAGGACGUAUACCUGAUGAAGUGAGAGAAUCAAAAAGCCCACUACCCAACGCUACCCCAGCUCCGAUUAUAAAUAACAUAGCAAAUACAAACAGUUCUAGUGCUGACCUUCUAGGAUUGUCUACACCACCUGGAUCUACUGCUAAUACUGGAAAUGGUUUAUUUGAUGUACUGGGUGACCUGUAUACAACUCCUAAAAUCAGCCCUAGUACUGUACCGCAAAAUAACAUCAAGAAAUUUUUGUUCAAAAACAAUGGAGUACUCUUUGAAAAUGAUCUCAUACAAAUUGGAGUGAAGAGUGAAUUCAGACAGAACUUAGGGCGGAUUGGGUUGUUUUAUGGUAAUAAAACUCAGUCCCCAAUCCAAAAUGUCCAUCCUGAACUGCAUUGGACUGAUUUGCAUAAGCUCAAUGUGCAGAUGAAACCCAUGGAACCUGUACUAGAAGCAGGCGCUCAAAUUCAGCAGAUGUUGACUGCAGAAUGUAUUGAAGAUUUUCCUGAUACACCCAGUAUGUCUGUAUCCUUCAUUUAUAAUAGUGUCCCACAAAAAAUUUCUAUGAAGCUUCCACUCACACUCAAUAAAUUUUUUGAACCAACUGAAAUGAAUGGAGAAUCAUUCUUUGCUAGAUGGAAAAACUUAGGUGGUGAGCAACAGAGAGCUCAGAAAAUAUUUAAGGCCCAGGGUUCAAUUGAUUUGGCUGCUGCACGUACAAAAUUAUCAGGUUUUGGUAUGCAGCUACUUGAUGGGAUUGACCCUAAUCCUGACAAUUUUGUUUGUGCAGGCAUAGUGCAUACUAGAAUGCAACAAGUAGGGUGUCUCAUGAGAUUGGAACCCAACAAGCAAGCUCAAAUGUUCAGACUUACUGUAAGAUCAAGUAAAGAAACUGUCUCACAAGAAAUAUGCGACCUGCUGGCAGAUCAGUUUUAACUCAGGUUUUACACUGGUAAAAUACAUCAACCAUGGGUUACUUCACAUACCAUGUAAAUUGCCAUAAAUGCCCAAAAGUACUUUUUUUUUUUUUAAACAAUUUACAAACUUGUACACUACAAUAAUGUUAAAACCU
Pararge aegeria (speckled wood butterfly) is the source of this 3157-nucleotide messenger RNA. It is a transcript of the gene AP-2alpha, whose product is annotated as AP-2 complex subunit alpha. Bases 235 to 3021 code for a protein of 928 amino acids. Gene Ontology annotation, biological process: intracellular protein transport; clathrin-dependent endocytosis. The transcript has a single exon. Lineage: Eukaryota; Metazoa; Arthropoda; Insecta; Lepidoptera; Nymphalidae. Gene Ontology annotation, cellular component: AP-2 adaptor complex; membrane coat. The record is from RefSeq and is a predicted model, not a curated record. Gene Ontology annotation, molecular function: clathrin-cargo adaptor activity.